AUGCCAAUCACCAAGAUUCACGCUCGCCAAAUCUACGACUCCCGCGGAAACCCAACCGUCGAGGUUGAUCUCUUCACCGAGAAAGGAGUCUUCCGCGCUGCCGUGCCAUCUGGCGCUUCCACUGGAGUCCAUGAGGCUCUCGAGCUUCGUGAUGGUGAUAAGGCUGUUCACCUCGGAAAGGGUGUUCUCAAAGCUGUGAGCAAUAUCAACGAGAAAAUCGCCCCAGCUCUCAUCGCCAAAGGAUUUGAUGUGACUGCUCAAAAGGACAUCGAUGAGUUCAUGCUUGCCCUUGAUGGAACUGAGAACAAGGCCAAUCUCGGAGCCAACGCCAUCCUCGGAGUUUCUUUGGCUGUUGCCAAAGCUGGAGCAGUUCACAAGGGACUUCCACUCUACAAGUACAUCGCCGAACUUGCCGGAACUGGAAAAGUUGUGCUUCCUGUUCCAGCUUUCAACGUUAUCAAUGGAGGAUCUCAUGCUGGAAACAAGCUCGCUAUGCAAGAGUUCAUGAUUCUUCCAGUGGGAGCUUCCAGCUUUGCUGAAGCCAUGCGUAUGGGAUCCGAAGUCUACCACCACUUGAAGGCUGAAAUCAAGAAGAGAUAUGGACUCGAUGCCACCGCUGUCGGAGAUGAGGGAGGUUUCGCUCCAAACAUUCAAGACAACAAGGAAGGACUUGACCUCCUUAACACCGCCAUUGACAAGGCCGGAUACACCGGAAAGAUCUCCAUCGGAAUGGAUGUUGCUGCUUCCGAAUUUUUCAAGGACGGAAAGUACGACUUGGACUUCAAAAACGAAGCCUCUGACUCCUCGAAGUGGUUGUCAGGAGAGCAACUCUCCGAACUCUACCAAUCCUUCAUCAAGGAGUAUCCAGUUGUUUCGAUUGAAGACGCUUUCGAUCAAGAUGACUGGGACAACUGGGGCAAGCUCCAUGCCGCUACCAGCAUUCAGCUCGUCGGAGACGAUUUGACAGUCACUAACCCCAAGCGCAUCAGAACCGCUAUCGACAAGAAGUCUUGCAAUUGCCUUCUUCUCAAGGUCAACCAAAUUGGAUCCGUCACCGAAUCAAUUGAGGCUGCCAAUCUUUCUCGUGCCAAUGGAUGGGGUGUCAUGGUCUCGCACAGAUCCGGAGAAACUGAAGAUACUUUCAUUGCUGAUCUCGUCGUUGGACUCGCUACAGGACAAAUCAAGACCGGAGCUCCAUGCCGCUCAGAGCGCUUGGCCAAGUACAACCAACUUCUUCGUAUCGAGGAGGAGCUCGGAGCCGAUGCAGUUUAUGCCGGACAGAACUUCAGAAACCCACAAGUGUAG
Messenger RNA from Caenorhabditis briggsae, 1305 nucleotides. It is a transcript of the gene Cbr-enol-1, whose product is annotated as Protein CBR-ENOL-1. Gene Ontology annotation, molecular function: phosphopyruvate hydratase activity; magnesium ion binding. NCBI's taxonomy places the organism in Eukaryota, Metazoa, Nematoda, Chromadorea, Rhabditida, Rhabditidae. The coding region runs from base 1 to 1305 and encodes 434 amino acids. Gene Ontology annotation, biological process: glycolytic process. The transcript has 3 exons. The record is from RefSeq and is a predicted model, not a curated record. Gene Ontology annotation, cellular component: phosphopyruvate hydratase complex.